GGCGAUCGCGUGCCGCGUCCCGCGUCCGGCGUUCUUACCGCAUAUCUACUGCAUACUGUCAAACGUGUUGCGAGCCGCGAGGAUACCCUUUAAUUCAAUACUAUCAAUAUAAUACACGGUGUGUGACGUUGUUUGUGUGCGAUUUUAUCAAGCUUCUUAAUUGAAGACAUACUUUUUAAGGUCAUUAGCUCGUUUCUGUGAAACUAGUACUCAUUCGACUUUUUGGUUCUCAUUGUUUUUACUCGAUUUUACGUGUUCAAAUAAGGAGCAUAAACUCCAACAUUAUGGCGAUUGGUCGUUCAUUUUGUCGCGCAAUAACACGCGAUCGUUGGCGCGCCACCCUGGCGCUGCUGGCGUUCGCGACGCUACUCACCCUGCGCGUACCGCGCUCCAGCAGCCUGGGCGCAGACUUCCCGCAGCACUCACCGAGCUCUCUCGCGCACUUCCUAGCUGACUUCUCCAACCAUCCGCGUCUAUAUUCGCACAUCACUGGCUCAUGGGGAGUCGAGGAAGAGAUGAACAACUACACUUCUUGGCGGUACGUCGUGUCGUACGAGUGCGGAGCGCGCUGCGCCGGUCGCGUGGAGCUGAGUGCGCACGACGACGCGAGCCAGCAUCGCGUUCAAGUGCACGACACUCGGUGCUCGAAGUUGCCGCUUCUGCCCUGGCCGCAAACGUGCCAGACUUCAGUGACGGAAACCGUCAUAACGUCUCGAAGCGGCGGUGGAGCGCACCUGGAGGAGGUGGCGCGCGUGCAUUGCGGCGUGCUCGCGCUGGCCGCGGGCUGCGACGUGCGCGCCGCGCGCCGCGAACACCUGCGCGCGCUUCGCGCCGAGCUCGCCCGCCAACUGUAGU
Vanessa atalanta (red admiral) is the source of this 855-nucleotide messenger RNA. RefSeq lists its product as uncharacterized. Bases 285 to 854 code for a protein of 189 amino acids. The transcript is spliced from 4 exons. The record is from RefSeq and is a predicted model, not a curated record. NCBI's taxonomy places the organism in Eukaryota, Metazoa, Arthropoda, Insecta, Lepidoptera, Nymphalidae.